UUGAGAGUAACAGUUGAGUGUGGCAAGUCAGAGGAACGCGAUGUGAACGAGCGCCUCUAAGUGCCAGCGCUUAUAACCUAUGUACAUGCAAACAAUAUGACGACCAGACAAGCUUCAAACCUUUUGCACAUCACCAUCAUCCUGAUCCUUUCAGUCACUAAAGCCCAAGAAAACAUCAAGGAAAUAAUAACCAAUACGGCGGGGCCAAAGCAGUUAAGGAGCCAAAAUUAUCCAGAGAACUACCCGCCAAAUCAGCACAGGGAGUGGAUAUUCAAUCAGACGUCAGGAAAAUGGGCUGUGACGAUUAAUGACUUCCAACUGGAAGACUCCCAACAGUGCCAGAACGACUACCUUCUGAUCAGACGUUCAAAUUCCAAAAGCGUAACCCCACUGAUGCUCUGUGGAAGCAAACCUUCUCACUCCUACGUGUCUGAGGGUCCAUAUCUCCAUAUUGAAUUCCACUCCGACACUGAGAAACAAGCGAAGGGAUUCUCCAUCCUAGUAGAGUAUUUGAUGACCGGAGAUGAUGCAAAACAAUUCAUGGGACAAAAAAUGAAAGGCAAAGAGGUCAAGUUGUUGACUCAUGUGGAAAACGAAGAGUUGUUCAUCGGUCUCCUGGGAGUGCUCUCUCUCGCUGCAGUCCUCUUCUUUUCCAUGCUGGGCUGCUUUGUCGUGGGGUUGAUGAAGAGACACCAUGAGAGCGCGAUGCAGAGAAACAUGGUUACAAUGUUGCAGGCCCAGAUGAGCAACCCUCCGUUAGAGAGACGUUACAGUCGUAAAGGUUCCGUCAAAGAGCAGAAGAGACCAGUCCUAAUGCAAAGCCUCUCCAACCAGAGCACCACUGCUCUUCUGAGUUACCAAUCCGCCGGCUAUCCACAGACUGGUGAUCACGUGUGAUUACCACGUGACAAUUUUAAUCCACGUCCGGGUUAACACGGACACAACUGCCUUGCAGAUUUUUAUUUUUUCUAGUACGUGCUCUUCGAACACGUGCUAUGGUAGAAAAUUGACAAUAGGAUGUUUUUGUCAGAAUUCUUGUGUUACGUUUUGUUUUUGGUGGUAAUACCAGGCGUUAAUGGGUGGUGAUCUAUUGAUGUUUACAUAAGUACAAUCGUACUAGUUUACAUCAUGAAUCAUUUCCUAGUCAAUAGUGAGUGUUCAAUAUCAUGUUUAUACAUCAUUAUUAUUCCCGGACUCUUUAUAAAAAAAACAAAAUAAAACAAAAACAACACAAAAAUAUCAAACAUAGAAAUUGUAGACAUUUGUCAAUUUUGUGUACAUGUAUUUGCACUGCCAUUUUAUAAACAUUCCGUAAGGGACCAUUUGAUGCACAUUUUAUAUCAAUCUUGUCUAAUUCUAUUUUUUGAUAAAUUUCUUCGGUGAUUUUCAUUUCAUAUUCACUUUACACACAUUUUGUUUCCUCACAUCAUUAAUUUUCAGUCAUUAAUCAAUGUUAAAUCAAUUUUUUGGUUUUGUUUUAGUAUUCCCAAUUCUAGUUUUUUUUCAGUACGGGACGAUUUGUUAUUGAUGUAACAAAAUCACAAACGGAGGAGUGUGUUGUUACAACAUUGGUUAAGGGAUGUGAUUUGCUGAAGGAAGCUUGUUGUAGAGAUAUAGCAGGUCUAUAUACGGGUUUUGUUUUGUUUUCAUUAUUUUGUACAUAUUACAUGUUAUUACAUGUUGUUUCAUUGUGUAGUUUCUGUUCCAUUUUGAUGUUACGACAUUUUGAUUAAAAUAAAUACUGCCAAAGUGUCCACAAAA
This is a messenger RNA of Magallana angulata, 1761 nucleotides long. RefSeq lists its product as uncharacterized. NCBI's taxonomy places the organism in Eukaryota, Metazoa, Mollusca, Bivalvia, Ostreida, Ostreidae. Gene Ontology annotation, molecular function: serine-type endopeptidase activity. The record is from RefSeq and is a predicted model, not a curated record. The transcript is spliced from 5 exons. The coding region runs from base 97 to 897 and encodes 266 amino acids.